Messenger RNA from Dracunculus medinensis (Guinea worm), 882 nucleotides. The record is from the annotation of a GenBank genome assembly. NCBI's taxonomy places the organism in Eukaryota, Metazoa, Nematoda, Chromadorea, Rhabditida, Dracunculidae.
AUGGUUUCCUUAUUGCAACCCGCAGUCACUACUGCAGCUGGGAUUUCUGGAAUAUCAUUCAUUAUUAUUGUCUCUACCUUUCCUUUUAUUAUUAAUGAAAUCGGUUCAAUUGAAGAGGAACUCGCAUUGCAAAUGGAUGAAUAUUCAAAACUGUCGAAUUUCAUGUGGAAGGAUUUGAUGAAAGAAAAAAUAAUUGCAAGAGCAGAAAGGGCUGCUGAUCAAUCAGAAUAUUACGGUGGCGAAGAGGGAGGAAAAGUUGAGAGUAAAACAAAUAUAUGUGAGCAAGGGCAGCGUGGACCGCCAGGUCAGCCAGGUACCAGAGGUGAGGAUGGUGCAGAUGGUGUUGAUGGGCAACGCGGAUUGAAUGGAACAAUAUUUACAUUUGAUGGAGAACAAGAGUGUCCACCAUGCCCAGCAGGUCCUCAAGGUCGUGAAGGUUAUAAAGGGAAAAGAGGGCCGCAGGGAGAACGAGGGGAACAAGGACCUCCGGGUCCACCAGGGCAAGAUGGCGAAAAAGGCGAAGAGGGUCUUAAAGGUGAAGAAGGACUUCAAGGAAAAGACGGAAGUCGCGGAGAACCAGGACCUCCUGGAAAAGAUAGUAUUUUCGGAAAGGGCCCACCUGGGCCCAAAGGUGAAGUGGGACCAAUGGGCAUGGUUGGUGAUCCAGGUCCUCCAGGAGAACGUGGUGAAGAUGGUGUUCGAGGUGAUAUAGGAGAUCAAGGAGCAAUUGGUCCUCCAGGAAAUGCUGGUCAGGAAGGUUAUAAAAGAAGACAACGAACUAAUGUUCUGCGACUAACGAGUGCUCAAGAUGAUAUUCGUUUUGAUCGAUUGGCAAAUGUUAAACGUGAAUUGGCAACGUCGCUCCGAAGACGCCAUUUUUGA